Prorocentrum cordatum is the source of this 3723-nucleotide messenger RNA. The record is from the annotation of a GenBank genome assembly. NCBI's taxonomy places the organism in Eukaryota, Dinophyceae, Prorocentrales, Prorocentraceae.
AUGGCGCUGGCUGCUGUUCGCGAGACAUGCGAACACAUGGCGGCGACGAUGCAGUCAACGGGCCAGGUCGACGCGCAGCAAGCCAAGAACCUCUUGCUCUCGAGGCUUGCGCCGAUCCAGGCAAUCACCAUGGCUGAUGCCACUGCCAUCUUGAACGUCCUGAACACGAGCCAAUUCGGCGGCCCAGAGCGCGUCCAAAUCGGUGCGAUUGUGAACAUGAAGGUGUCGGGGCUCUCGCACGCCCCGCGCACGGCGGCGAGGCAGAACACUCAAUAUUGCUUGUUUUUUCACAGCUACAUGACCCGCACCAUGUGGGGCGCAUUCAGAGAUCAGGUUACGCCGCGGGGCCACGCCCAGUCCAUGAUCCUGAACCGCAUGGGCGACAUUGGCCCCGUGAACCCGAGCGAGCUGACGCUCGUUCACAUAUGGGCCGUGUUCAUGGUUGCGAAGCACCCCGAGGGUGCUCAGAUCAAGCCAGACCCGAUGGAAGCCCUCCAUCGCAAGAACCAGCUCAAAGAUGCAAUUGCCCUCUAUCGCAGGCGCGUGCCGAGGGCCCCGCACCACGGCGUGGUCGCCGACUACCCCGCGGACCCCGACAACUUGCAGAGCACUCACCCUGCCGUGUACAAUGCCGCAUUCUCAGUGACCUCACCGCCGUGCCCGUGCCCCAUGCACGAAGGGAAGAUUACCGCGGCGAGGGUUGCGAUGCCGUGCAGGCGCAGCAGUUCGUUGGUUUCCACCCCUGCAGUCGUCAGGCAGCCGCGCGGGGCGAGGCAGCUCGACGCCGCGGCGCAGCAGAUGUUCGCGUUCGAUCGUGGCGACGCGGGUUCAAUCCCAGGCCUGCACAUCUAUGGGCAUCCCAGGCCGACGCCGAUGGGGUCGUGGAUGCCCGCGCCCGAGCGGCGGCGUCGGCGGCGGGGGCCCAGACGGUUUGCCGCCAGCGGCGGCAGCUUCGCCGACGGGCGCCUCUGCGCCAGCGGCGGCAGCCUCGCCGACGGGCGCCUCUGCGCCAGCAACGGCGGCCGCGCCGACGGGCGGAGGCGCGCUUUCAAGCAGACGGGGGGGGUGAUGAUGCUCGAGCACUUCGGCGACGUGAUCGGAAAUGGCAAGGGCAAACCCCCCAUGAAGGCGGCAGCAACCAAAAAGACCCCUAUGAAGGCUAUGAAGGCGAAGACCCCGAUGAAGACGAAAAAGGUGAUAAGCAAAACGACCCCGUCUCCAAUGAAGGCGAACAAAUCGAAGCCAUCCCCCGUGAUCGUAGCCUCGGCGUCUGCCUUGCGCUUCCCUGGCGUGCCGACCAAGCCCGUGGCACUGUGGGCCGUGUCAACGGCCAUGCGGUUCUACACGGCGGUUCCAGCCAUGAAGUGGCGUGUUCUGCGCAACGGCCAGAGGGUCGACUCCGCCUUCAGCUGGAAAAUCGAUGCCAGGAAAUCGUGGAGGGCCCUGGUCCAGCAUGUGAAGGACGGCAAGACUGUCGAUUGCAAUGGGUGCCCGCACAAUCAGAUUGCAGCUCAGGCGGCGGUUCUCGCCGCCGCGUGCUCGUGCGCCAGCCCCUUCGAGGGGCCCUCUCGGCUCGGCUUCGACGACGACGAGGAGUUCACCGAGCAGCUGCGCAGGGCGGCCGCGAGCCGGCGCCACUUCGACGGCGGCCACUUCUCCGAGCCCAUCAUGCACCUCCGGCUGUUCUGCUCGUGGGCCAAGCGCCUCGCGAUAACCCCGGAGGGGCUGCCUCACCAGCUGAAGUGGGCCCGGGCGGCGCAGUCCCUGCAGGAGAGGGACGCCGUGGACCCUCAGAGGAUGCUGGCCUUCGCGGGCUACGUCGCGGACGUCGUCAUGCGGGCGCGCGAGCUCUGCGAUAACCGCCGGGGCGAGGGCGAGUGCGCCGUGCGGCAGGGCCUGCACCGGCUGGUGUGCCUCCUGCGUCGCCCCGACCUGUCGCACGCGGAGCAGAAGGAGCGCGGCGCCGCGGAGAGGCCCCCGCUGCUGCGGGACGUGUUCCAGGCCUCUGCUGGCACGGUGUACGCGCUGCUCGCGGCCGCCUUCUCCGACCAGCUGCUCGUCGGGCAGCACGGGCAGAACACGACGCAGAUCGGUGCCAUGCUGGACGCGCUCGAGGCGCUGCCGGGCCACAGCGGCGUGGCCUCGCAGGACGCGGUGCUGGUGCCACGUGGCCCUCGUUCGAUGAGCAAGUGGGCGAUGGCAGACACGCGCGGCGUGAGGAAGAUCGCGCAAGCGCUCUGCGGGAGCGAGCCGAGUCAGGUGGCACUCUGUGGAGCCUUUGCCGCCGUCGCCUUUGACGCGGACGCCCAGGAGGUUGCGUCAUCGCGGUACGCUGGUGCAGGCCGUAACAUUGGAUUCCCUGCCGCUGUGUCUCCUCGUCUCCGUGACCUCAGCAGCGCCCCGCGGCUCUGCUACAUGGCCUCGGGCGGGUCCCAGAAGUUCCCCGUGGCCGGGGUGGAGUUGCUGCGGGCGACGUCACCGUAUGAGAUCGAGUUCAGGCUCGUCAAGUCGUCCGUUGCUAAGAAGGGACUGCCCGGCAUCAUCGGCGAGCAGAACCCUUUGGGCUUCGCUUGCCACGUCCCCCGCCCAGACGUACCUCUCGGCGCCGACCAUUUCGGCUGCGUCGCCUCGAGCCUCUUCCUCAUGUCCGGCGCCGUCCGCGCGGGCGGCGCCACGGCCCUCCACGCGGAGGAGCUGCUGUACGCGCUGCUGACGCUGUGCCCCGAGCAGCUGGGGCUGCCGGGGCUGGCGACGAUCCAGCGCCUGAACGCCGCGCGCAGGCCCCUGCGGCGCGCGCUCGGGGACGGGCGGCGGAGGGCGCCGAGUGGGCAGGACGUGUUGCUGUGGGAGGACAGGUCGGCGGGGGACGCGCUGCGGGAGCUCAUCUCCGAGGAGCAGAUGGUCGGGGAAGGCCCGCGGUUGAAGCUGGUGGGGAAGGUCGAGAUCCCCAUCCGUGCGGCCGAGAGGGCGGCCGCGGAGAAGCGCAUCCGCCGGCUGGGCGGCCCGCCCCUGGAGCGGCCCGCCGCCACCGGGCACGGCUUCGCGUGUCCCGAGUGUGGCGAGGGCUUUCAAGACUGGGGCAGUUGCCUGGAGCACUACGAGGAAACGUGCCACUUGGACGUGUUCUCCCCCGCGGCGGUAGAGCAAGCAAAGGCACUGAGUUCACCGGCCUUGUUUCGUUGCUUCGAGAGUGGUCUGGGAUUUGGGUCGUGGGCAGAGUGCAGAGAGCAUCUUAUUCGGAGUGGUCACCUUUCAUGGGCAGAUGAAGACACUCAGCUGCUUUUGUGCGGGCCAGGCUCUGCCAACGAGGAGGAGGAGGAGGAGUGUGCAGAGCAGGACAAGCCGGCGUCCGCAGGACACAACGUGGAAGCAGCUUUUGCGCUCUUGGGCCAAGGCCUCAAUACCGUGUGGGAGAAGAAGGGAAAACGCACAGGCGUGCCGGCCACUAAAGUGUUGGAUCAUGUGCUUGAGAUCGUGCCAGACUUCAACGCUUCAACGUGCGCAACACACCUUUCAAGAAGUUUGCACGUAUGUUGGAUUCUGCUGCGAAGGAGAAACCUUGGCCUUUUCGGGUCAAAACAAAAAAUGGAAGCUACCUAUUUAUUGACAUCCAAGGUCCUUGUGGCGACUUGGACAUCAAGGAGGGUGUGCCAGCUGAGCGAAAGUUUCCGGAGAUCGGGAGGAGGUCAAAGAGUCUGGCGAACCAAGUUCCACGGGCGUUAA